AUGGAUAAUAUUGAGCUUUGUGCAGACAACAAUUUUGGUCCGCAAGUCUCCCGCUGUCCUCGCGGCUUUGAUUUCACGCUGCUUUUUGAGGAAUCUUUUUUUUCUAUAGCCCCAUCUGUAUUAGUACUAUUAGCCCUGUCUUUUCGCCACAAACAUCUGUGGAAGAAGAAGGGUAAGAAGGUCGGUCAAAGUCCAGAGUAUUGGGCUAAGAUCGUAUUCGCACAGGCAUUCGGAGCAUGUCAACUAUCCCUCCUGGUCAUUUGGGCAUUGCCUGAUACCCCUCGAACACGAACUUCACUGCCAGCAGCGGUACUAGCUCUGAUAGCAUCUGUCGGGCUGCAACUAUUAUCGCAUUUCGAGCACUUUUAUUCGAUUCAACCUUCAUUUUUACUAAAUCUUUUUCUGUCAUUGUCAUUGCUGAUUGAUGUUGUGCGUGUGCGGACACUAUGGCUUGCACAAUAUAUUGCCAUAGCUGGGAUCUAUACAGUCGGCAUAGCUUUGAAGCUCAUCUGGUUUUACCUGGAAUCAAGGACCAAGCAGGCAUCUUUUAUUGAUCGAAAAAUACAGUAUGGAACUGAAGAAGUCCGUAGCCUGUAUAGCCGUUCUUUUUUCUGGUGGAUCAAUGGGUUAUUUUUUUCUGGAUUCCAAGGUAACCUGUCGGUGCAAGAGCUACCGCACUUGGAUCAAGCAAUGUCAUCUUGUACAGUACACCGGGUCGUUAGACAGCGAUGGGAUUCGGUCUCAAAAUCAAGGAAAAAUGCCUUGGCAUGGUGCACGUUGGGCGUUUUCAAAUCUUCUGUGGCACAUUCCUUUCUAUCCCGGUUUGCUUUGAUCGGGCUAAAUUACUCACAACCGUUUUUGAUCACACGCUUAAUUAAUUACGUUGGAGGGAAGGGAUCAGAUAGGAAUGACGGAUAUGGGUUGAUUGGGGCAUUUGCGCUUGUCUUUAUUCUCAAGGCGAUUCUCAAUGGGAUUUAUGAACACUAUAACUUUCGUUUUAUCACUCAAAUACGGGGCGCAAUGGUGUCCAUGAUCUACGAGAAGACACUAACCUUACCGUCGAAAGAACUCAAUGAUCUGCUAGGGAUCACUCUAAUGAGCAACGAAAUAGAUAAUAUUGCAUCAGGGAUCCAGAAUGCUCAUGAGAUCUGGGCAAGUCCAAUCGAGCUGGUUGUCGCCAUAUACCUCUUGGAGCGCCAGUUGCUCUGGGCCGCAGCGAUCCCCGCAUUGAUUUCAUUGAUAGCCUUCUACUUUACCAGUCUAAUAUCAAAGUCAUUCCCUAGACAUCAAAAGGCUUGGAUGCAGACAGUUCGUGAAAGAGUGGCAUUCACCUCCCAUUACCUGGAUAUAUCUAAGACCAUCAAGAUGCUGGGCGUGUCUGAGCAGAUAUCAACGAUUUUGCGACAGUUGCGAGUCCAUGAAUUGAAUCUGCAAAAGAAGUUCCGCCAUUCAAUGGUGAUGAUGAAUCUUUUAGCCGGCACAACAUCGAAUCUCAGUCCUGUUAUUACUCUUAGUAUCUAUACCGGAAUUGCAUUCCGGACUAGUCGAGAACCUCUAACAGAGGCCGAGACAUUUAUGACGCUCUCUAUCAUUUCCUUAGCCACUAGCCCAUUAUCAAACUUGAUAUAUUCUGCCCCGAGACUUCACGGGGCUAUUGAGUGCUUUCAACGAAUCCAAGAACACCUCCUUGAAAGUCAACGACGCGAAGAUCAAACUAUUAAUGCCGAGAAUAUCUCUUGUGAGGAUCGGAAAACAAAAUUGGAUCUGUCGGGUCCUAAACCAUUGAAAAUGCACGAGAUAAGCGCCGAGCAUACGAUAUCGAAGGUUCAAUCAUCUAACAAUAAGGAGGAUCCUAUUGUGCUACAUCAAGCUGAUUUCGGACUGAAUGAUAUUACACCGGUGUUGUCAAAAAUAAGCCUUAAAUUCCAUCACGCGUCCCUCACAAUGGUUAUUGGCCCUGUGGGCUCAGGAAAAAGUGCCUUAUUGAAUGCCAUUCUGGGUGAGAUCCCUUGUUCAAAGGGCUCUGUGCAGGUAAAACCAUUGAGAAUCGCUUUCUGUGAUGGAAAGCCCUGGAUUCGCCAUAAGACCAUACGUGACAACAUUUGCGGACCACUUGCUUAUGAUCAGGAGUGGUACCAGAGGGUGAUCUAUACAUGUGCGUUAGCAGACGACAUCAAGAUUCUUCCCAAGGGAGAUCUCACUCUCGUUGGGAGCAAUGGUACAGCAAUUAGCGGCGGACAGCGCCAGCGAAUUGCAAUUGCCCGUGCGAUAUAUUCUCGCCCACAAAUAGCCAUUUUUGACGAUAUCCUUAGUGCCUUGGAUGCUCGUACAUCUGAACAUGUCUUCAAACAUGUCCUUGGGGAUCAAGGAAUCUUACGUCAGCAUCAAGUGACCAUCAUUAUUGCGACACAUGCACAUCAAUAUCUCGCAUUUGCAGAUCAAGUUGUUAUUCUUCAAGAGGGGAGAAUAACCGAGUGCGGAUCUCCUCUAGAGGCCCAAGAGAGAAUCGAAUCUGUAAUGAGUGACAGAAUAUCCUCUCGCUAUAAUGAAUUUUCAGACUCUGCUUCACCAGUCAGCGUCCAACAAUCUACAGUACCUUGUCCUGCUCCUCAUGAAGUUGACGAUGGUAUGAAUAGAAGACUAAGUGAUUUGAGAAAUUAUGCGUACUACUGGCAGGCCGCUGGACCUGGAAAUAUGCUACUUUACUUUGUCUUCCUUAUCAUUGGAGCCUUUUCUUCCCAGUUUCCCAAUCUUUGGGUUCAAUGGUGGGCGGAAAACAAUGCCCGUUCCCCAUUCGGACAGCUGCCAUUGUACAUCUCUAUCUAUGCAGUCUUGGCUAUCCUAGCGUCAUUUCUGUGGGCCUCAUGCAUGUGGCUAGUUUUCUGUCGCAUUGUCCCGAAAUCCUCAAAUAACUUUCAUGAUUGCCUGGUUACCAAAGUUAAGGAUGCCCCUCUGUAUUUUCUGGCCUCCACCGACAACGGCAAUAUACUUAAUCGGUUUAGUCAAGACAUGACCUUAGUAGAUCGCUCGUUGCCGGCAGAUUUUUUGAAGACAUCCAACAAUUUCGUUCAGUGCAUGAUGAGUGCAGUUUUUAUUUCGGUGGGAGCGAAGUAUAUAGCUCCCUUGAUCCCUGUCGCUGGGUUCAUUGUCUACUGGAUUCAAAAGUUUUAUCUACGAACAUCGCGACAGUUACGUCAGCUAGAUCUAGAGACCAAAUCACCGCUUUAUACCCAAUUUACAGAAACAAUCAAUGGUCUCGUCACUAUACGAGCCUUCGGUUGGCAAAAGGAGUUUCAAGAGGAACAACAGCAACUGCUCCAAGCCUCGCAACGUCCAUUUUUUACUCUGUACGUCAUUCAGAGGUGGUUGAUCCUGGUUCUAGAUUUGUUUGUGGCUGGUAUUGCUAUUGUGCUCUCUAUAUUAGCCGUGUUUGUUUAUAACAUUGGUCCCAUUGGUGUCUCCCUCAUAUCUUUGGUGACAUUUAGUCAACAACUAACCGAGUUGGUUAAUUUCUGGACCUCGAUGGAGACCAGCAUUGGGGCUAUAUCGCGCAUUAGGGGUUUCGAGAAAGCCCCUUCUGAGAACCUACCAGACGAAAACAAAAUUCCAUCUCCCGCCUGGCCGUCCGAAGGGCAUUUGGUAUUCCAUAAUAUGUCUGCUGGAUAUCAAUCAGCAACCCAACCAGUGCUUCGAAAUAUCUCACUGACCGUUCCUGCUGGGACAAAGCUAGGUGUGUGCGGGCGUACGGGAAGUGGUAAAAGCUCUCUGGUUUUAGCCGUCCUCCGCAUGAUCGAGAUCCAAAGUGGGGACCUCGUGAUUGAUGGAGUAAGCUUACAAUCCUGCCCUCGACAAAUUGUGCGCAGUAGGGUCACAGUGAUAUCUCAGGAGCCAGUUCUAUUCCAAAGAUCUGUGCGUGACAAUGUGGCGGGACUCCUUACCGUAGAUGACUCGGUGAUCUUUGAUGCCCUAGAAAAGGUUCAUCUACGAGAGCUUGUUGAGAUCCAUGGUGGGCUGAAAGCAAUGAUCAAUACACUUGCCCUUUCAGCAGGACAGAAACAGCUGAUUUGCCUUGCCCGAGCUAUUGUCAUGAAACGGAAAAUCUUGCUGCUAGACGAGGCAACCAGCAAUGUAGAUGACAGGACGGAGGAGCUAAUGCAGAGAGUGAUCCGCAUGGAAUUCUCUGAUUGCACAAUUAUCGCAAUCGCCCAUCGUGUCCAUACCCUGAGUGACUUUGACAAUAUUGCUGUUUUUGAUGAGGGCCGAGUGGCUGAAUAUGACAAACCAGCUGCACUAUUAAACCGCCCUGGGUCACUUUUCCGGGAGUACUAUGAGCAGCAAAGCAGUGCUAUGAAGUAAACACCUCUACCAGCUCAGUUGGCCGUUUAAAUAUUACGUAUUCGACACCGCCUACGCCUUUCGAGAGCGUGAAAUUGAUCGGUG
Messenger RNA from Talaromyces proteolyticus, 4440 nucleotides. RefSeq names its product multidrug resistance protein MDR. The coding region runs from base 1 to 4356 and encodes 1451 amino acids. Gene Ontology annotation, cellular component: membrane. Gene Ontology annotation, molecular function: ATP hydrolysis activity; ATP binding; ABC-type transporter activity. Gene Ontology annotation, biological process: transmembrane transport. The record is from RefSeq and is a predicted model, not a curated record. The transcript has 6 exons. NCBI's taxonomy places the organism in Eukaryota, Fungi, Ascomycota, Eurotiomycetes, Eurotiales, Trichocomaceae.